CUUCGAAAAAAUUCAUACAUUUCAAUUUACAAUUUUCUUUUUAUUAGCUUAUUUUCUAAUAUUAUUAAAAUGUAUAUUGAUAUCUUGAAGUAUGCGAUUUAAUUUUUGCAAUAUUUUAAUUAUUAUCAUUUAGAAUCACGUGACAGAAAAUAUAGGGAAAUAUCCAAUGAAAUUUAAGCCGCCAUGUCAUCUUUCUCAUUUUCGCGGGAAAAACAUUUAUCGAAUUGAAUGAUACAAGCAUUCUAAUAUCUAUAUUUUCCACGUCGUAUCGAUCGAUCUUAUGUAUUUUUCAUACGAAUUAAAUAAGAAAUUAUAAUGUUUAAGUAUUACAUGCCCUUGUCGCUAAAUUGUCUUGCGUUUUCGUUACAUACGUAUGACCUUCGUUAAAUACAACCCAGACGUAAAAAAUCAACCUUUUAUUGCCAAUAAAAUGUCAAUAAAGUUUCUCUUUCCUUGGAAUUUGUAAUCAUUCUAUUGAAGUAUGGAUUUCCAUACGCAGCAACCUCCAGAGAUCAGGACAAUCGAUAUUAUUUACAUAUAGUAAAGUUAUAUAAUUAAAUACAACGCAAAUACUGUCAAGCUAAUUGGUUACGUUAUUGAAUUGAUUGAAUAUAAUUUCAAGAUAUAGUUACAAGUUAAUUUUCUUAAUAAUUUCUAUCGAUAACAUAGUGCUACAAUCGGUUUAUAACCGAUCGUCGAUAAUGUAGAAUAUGAUGUGUAAUGUAGAUGUGAAUGAUAAGAAAGUAAUAAGUUUUUAUAAGUUUUGAAUAUAUACAUGAUCGAAGAUAAAAUAUAUAUAUAAAAAACUACCGUACGUCCGUUAUUUCGAUCUAAUCGAUUUCGUAAAAAUAAUUAUUUAUUAAGAUUAAUAUUUCUCGUCGAACGAAUGAUACGAAAAAUAAAGAAACAGAAAAACACUUAGGUUCGUUAAAUCGUGAAAUGACUUCGAUAGGACGAACAUUCCUGUGUUAGAAUUCUUCUUAACUAUCUCACGUUUCAGUAACUAUUUCCGGUGUGUUGAAAUUUGAAGUGCAUCCGUUUGCACAUUAAGUGCAAAUAGAAAACGCUAGAUUUCGCAUUAUCGUUUCUUAGCGAUCCUUUGAUCUUUCGAUCUUUUGAAGAUUCGUAAGACAUUAACAAUUUAUAAUCUUAGCGAGUGAGAAAAAUAUUUUUCGAGUGAUUUCAAGUGAUUAGAAAGAUUUGAAUUUUGAUUCGUUUAUUUGUCUGUUACUGUUUUGCGAAUUAUGUCGUUUUUACAACGUAAAGCCCAAUGUGAUCUUCGUAGGAAUGGGCGUAAUUCGAAGACGCGUUUCGAAUAAAUUACAACUUCCAAGAAGUAGCUAGCCUCGAGAAAUUGUUAGCGCUUACGUUGAAGUUUCACGGACGCGUUGCUGCUAAAAGUUAUUUUAUAUCUCUACGUACGUAGCUACUUUCCUUAUGCAGAAGAUCGAGUGAUGACUCUUUUCUAUUUAUCAUUUGGCGCGUCAGCAGUAGUACAUCCGAGGCGGCCGAUGUGAAAUUUAUUUUCGGAAUACGAUGAUCGUUCUUGGAUCGUCGAAACACCGACAGAGGGAAUCUUGUUUCGUAUCGUACGUACUCUAUGCACGAACAUAUUGUCGUAAGAAUAACAGUACGACGUCAAGGCUAUGUUGUGCCUCAUCAUUUUUUUGGUGAAUGUUUAGGCGUCUCAAAUGAUAAUCAUUGCAUAGAUUACCAUAUAUUGAAAAUGAACGGUAGAAGGAAUUUUUAACUACACUUGCUUUUUCUUUUCUAUUUAUAUUUAUAUUGAAUACGAUAUACGACGAAAAGUGUGGAAGCAAAUAAAUCAUGGAUAAAGUACAAAGUGCUACCUAUAUUGGGGUAGAUACCCAUUUAUUAGAUUACUGGGAAGAAUAUCAGAAAAUGAUCGAAGAAACCAAGAUGUUGGAUGAUUAUCUUGACGAAGAAUGUCCACGAAAUUAUGAUGAAGGUGAAGAGGAAGCCGAAUGGUUACGUGCCGCAGGCUUAGGAGAAUUAACCGAGCCAUGGAAAGCAGGUAGAGAAGUUCAACCAGAAGAAUUAGGAGCUGCUUUACGUCCUCUUUCAAGAGCACAAGCAGAAGCUGUAAAGCGAAGAGUUAAAUCUCUUAAUCAUACCGUUAAACAACGUUUCAAUCAACGACAACGUGUAAGGAAACCAGACAUCAGAGAUGUGUUUAAAGAUGUGGAGAUUUCCAGUACAGGCACUAGAUCAAGAAGUGCUACUCCCGAUUCGUUAGAUUCUAUUCCAGGUGAAACACCAGAAAAUGCUUCGCCUCCUUCACAACCAUCAAUAACUGUAAUUGAUCAUCAAACGAGUGUCAAUGUUCCCAGUUUUGUAUCAAUAUUUCAUCGUUCGUCAAACGAAGGAAAGGAAACAGUUCGAAGAACACCAAGUGCACCAACAACGGCUACAAAUUCUGUGCCAGUUUUGACUAAUGCUCCAGUUUCUGUUCAAGAAAUCUUUAGGCGUACUGGUCAUUCCUCUCGAGGAGAUGUUGCUAAUGAUUCUGAAGGUAUCCAGCUGACUGGCUAUCACAGAUUAGGAACAAUACAUCUUUCUAGACCACCUAUUCAAAAACGUAGCGGUAGCGAUCCUAGUGAAGUAGCAAAUACAGCAAACUUAGAUAGUGAAAAUAUCGGAAAAUUAACUGUUUCUAAAGAUUCGACAUUGCGAAGAGCUUCAGGCGGUCAUGCAACUGUAUCUAGGAGUCAUAGUAGUUUAUAUGGUUUGUCAACGUCUAAAGAUGAGAAUUUAUUAUCUCAUCCAUUAAAUCGUACUUCGUCGCAUGGUCAUCUGAGUUUUGAACAAAUGUGCAGGGCAAAUGAAACAAAGUCACAAGUAUGGGUGACAGAAAAUCUUCCAGCCGAUGAUGGUUUUUCUCAACAACGUAUAGAAUCGUUAUCCCAACGUGAUUUAACACGAUUACAGCCACUUUUGUGGCUUGAACUCACCGCAGUUUUUGACAAAUAUAACGUACCUCUUAAAAAGCGUAAACCAAACAAACGUAGGAGAAAAGCUGGGAAUUUAUUUGGUGUAUCGUUAUCGACUUUACUACUCAGGGAUAGCCAGUUAACAAACGAAGAAAGUAACAUUCCUUUAGUAUUUCAAAAAGUUCUCAAUGAAUUGUCUAAACGUGGAGUGAAAGAAGAAGGUAUUCUUAGAGUUGGUGGUCAUAAACAAAAGGUUGAAUCGAUAUGUACAGAAUUAGAAACAGAUUUUUACAGCAAGCCAAAGGAAAUUGAUAAAUUAUUUAAACGCAUACCAUGUCACGAUCUGUCAGCAAUACUUAAAAAAUUAUUACGUGACUUACCUCAACCGCUUCUUACAGUGGAACUUAUGGAUGCUUUUUACCAAAGUCAUGAAGUAAAGAAUCCUAGCGAUUUAUCGUAUUCUUUAAACUUAUUGGUGCUACUUUUACCAAUAGAACAUCGAUGCACGUUAAAAGCAUUGUUAACCUUUUUUAAAUUGGUUAUCGAUAAUCAGAAUUCAAAUAAAAUGUCCAUUCAUAAUGUGGCGAUGAUAGUAGCACCAUCGCUAUUUCCACCACGUUAUGUGCAUCCCAGUGAUCGUUCUGAUUUAAAUGCUCAAGUUAACAUGGCUGCCAUAUGUUGUCGGGUAACAGAAGCAUUACUUAUUAAUGCCGACAAAUUAUGGUAUGUACCAACUACUCUCAUAAGUCAAAUGCGGAGACAAUCCGAAGAAGAAAAAUAUCGCAAAUACAAAAAGAAGUAUUAUUAAUAACAAUAAUCGGCAGACUGAGUAUAGCAUUGUUCUAUCGAUUGGUAGGAGCAUAUUGAAAUAUAGUAAUAAUACCUUUGGUGCCUCUUAAGUUUUGUUAAAAAGAUUUGUAGAUUAGAUUUGUAUUUUAGAGAUUAAGUUGUAGUGGAAUACGAUUUGAAAGGAUUGCUUUGAAAUCCUUUGUGUCCAUAUAUAGUCAAAAGCGGAUUUUUUGAUAUACCUCAUAUUUCUCAUGAUCAUUCCUGCAUUAGUCUGACGUAUUUAAUUUAUUCUAAGUUCGUUCGAGAUCAAGUGCAGUAACUCAUUUAGUUAACAUAUUUAAACGUGCAAUAGUUCAAGAGAAAAGAGAGGGCAAGAUGUAGAUUUUAUUCUCGUAGUAGUUCGUUAAAAAUUUUCUUUUAUAAAUAUUUGCCUUGUAGGAAUUUAGUGUAUAGUAGUUUUAAAGUUUUUUUUUUCUUUUCUUUUUUUUCUUUUUUUUUUUUUCUUUCUUUUUUUUACAAUAAAGUAGAUUUAAUGCUAUAUAUUGUAUAGAGAUGACCGUAAUUAUAUCCGUGAUUAAUUUAUUUGUUAAUAUUAAUCACAAAAGUUGGAUCUCGCCCACUGAGUAUUGUUUAAUAUUACUUAAGUGAUUAUGUGUUAAAUUGUUGAGUAAUAGGUAGAGUCGGCGAAUGCAUUUUUUUCAAUAUUUACCACUAUUAUUAUUAUUAUUAUUAUUAUUUUUUAUGUUUUAUACAUCUAAAGUCGACAAUAAUUUUUACCUGUGAAGUAAGAAUUACUCAUUAGAUGAAUAUCGAAUUAAUUACGGUCGAUGCAAUUAGCUAUUAUUACGUGCUAUAAUUCUCUAACAAUAAGUUAUUCUCUUUUAUAAUUAAUAUUUAUUAUAUACUUAUUUUAUUGUUGCAAGUGGAUGUCUCGAUCCGAUGCAAAAGUGACAAAUGAUUUCUUUAUUAUAUAUAAUUUAUUAAUUUUUUUUUUAUACUAAUGGAAAUCAUUUUCAGAAUUAAUUGGAUAACAAUCGGACAAUUGAUUAGAUCCUUUCCAAUUUAUUUCUUCUAUUGAUUUUUACUUAUUAUAUAUAUAUAUAUAUACACACACACAUACACACACAUACACACACAUAUAUUAAUGUUAAUUUAAUAUACAAUACGCGAUUGGAUUAUAUUUAAAUAUUGAUUUCAUAUUUCACUUUUGUGAAAGUCAUAGGUAUUCUUUUUCUACGCCAUAUAUAAUUUUAGAAAUUUGUAUAUAACAUUUUGCACACUGUUAUUUCGAAUUAAUAAAGUGCCAAAGAAAAGUA
Molecule: messenger RNA, 5056 nt
Organism: Vespula pensylvanica (western yellowjacket)
Lineage: Eukaryota; Metazoa; Arthropoda; Insecta; Hymenoptera; Vespidae
Gene: conu
Product: rho GTPase-activating protein conundrum
Exons: 10
Coding region: 1828-3759 (643 amino acids)
Biological process (GO): regulation of small GTPase mediated signal transduction; signal transduction; regulation of actin filament polymerization
Cellular component (GO): cytoplasm
Molecular function (GO): GTPase activator activity
Source: RefSeq, a predicted model, not a curated record